This is a messenger RNA of Orbilia oligospora ATCC 24927, 2700 nucleotides long. RefSeq lists its product as uncharacterized. The record is from RefSeq and is a predicted model, not a curated record. Gene Ontology annotation, biological process: regulation of DNA-templated transcription. Lineage: Eukaryota; Fungi; Ascomycota; Orbiliomycetes; Orbiliales; Orbiliaceae. The transcript has 5 exons. Gene Ontology annotation, molecular function: DNA binding. Bases 1 to 2700 code for a protein of 899 amino acids.
AUGGGACCUAAGAAUCAAUACACUGCACAUCCUCGCGAGUUUGAUGAAUCCGAUAUCGAUCGCACUCCUGAAUAUGAGGCCUUCAUAGAGGAAAUCCGCAAACUCCAAGAGGAGCGAGGUGUAACCCAUCUUGGAAAUUUGGAGCCAGACCUUCAACGGAAAAAGGUCGACCUUUUCAAGCUGUACAAAACCAUCGUCGAUCAAGGCGGAUACACUAUCGUCUCGAAUACCACAGGGCUUUGGAAAGAACUCGCCGUCAAAUUCAAUCCUCCACAACACAAUACCAAUAUCGGGUUCGUCCUUAAGACGAUCUAUUGGAAAAACUUAGGGGCAUACGAGUGUAUUCAUCACUGGAAGGCAGACGCCCCAAAACCGGAGAUCUUGGAGCACGUCUCGGCAGCUGGGUCAGAGCUUGUUGGAAAGAUUGCCCCGCCAGCAGCUGAGUCCAGCACUCCAGGCCUUUUAACUAGAGGGAGGACUGGGACUGAAGACCCUGCUGCGGCCUCAACCCCGUCGGGCAGAACCCUACGUGAAGCCCCCCCAAAGCGUCAACUGUUCCAACCUCCGGUGCCGACACCAAAACCGCGUAACGUUCAACCUCCUACUCAAUCUCCCACUCCCCAAUCCACCAUCACCAACGGAAGAAACGCGACAUCCAACAACGUUUCAUCUACCAACAUGUCGCACCAUCAAUCAAACCUCCCUCCGCUUCCUCCAAUGGACAUCACUCCUGUCCCUACUCCGUACAGUCAUCCUCGGAAUUUCGCUCAACCCGAGCCUGAUCCAGCUCCACCAACCGUUUCGCAGCAACUUCCUGCCAAUUUUGGGCCUACCGAUACACACAGAGCUGUAAUGAGUUUGUCGAGUGGGAUCCCCGCAGAUGUUUCCUGGGCACUUAAGUACCUGCUAGAGAGGUCGUGCCACCCCCAGCUCCAAACGCUCCGACUCAAAGAAGAGGUCCGCCUUGGAGGCUAUCUUAUUGAUUUGAUCCUUGCUUGCGUCAAUGCUGUUAAUGACAGGCAGGUUGGCAAGGUCGCCACUCCAUGGAAGCCCUCCUCGUAUGAUCCAUCUCGCAAGGUUGAUCUUACCUUGUACAACAAACUCGCCAGUACCCUAGAGACUCAAGAGUGGGUCGCACUGAUGGAGUCUGGUCUUUACGCAGCCGAGAUUCUGCGAAACCUCACAACCAACCCGCAAAACUUUCCGUUGAUCAAGGAAAAUGUGACCUCCUUACUUCAAUAUCGAUCCGAUGCCCUCCAAAUCCUACUCAGUGUUCUGAGAACCCCGCGCGACAACCAAUAUAUCGACCUCCAAACUGUCUGUCUCCAGAUCUUGGAAUCCAUUUUAGCCGUGGGUCAACAUGGAAAAGGGGCGGAGCUCGUCGAGCUGCUCUGGCCCAUCAUUCAGGAUAACGGCCAGGUCAUGGUCACGUCGGCCCUCAGUAUUCUUGUCAACCUUUCCAUGCAAGGUGAGGUCGCGUGCUUGGAGAAUACACCACCUGAAGUUCUAGAGCAUCUGGGGAAUCUUCUUAUGGUCCCUAAUGAGGCCAUUCUAGUCCCAACUCUUGACUUUUUUUAUCACUACACCUCGAUCCCCACAAAUGUGGAUGCUUUGCUUUCAGGACCUAGACCCUAUGAGCUAUUGGAGCAACUUGCCCGGCUCCUUUCAUACGGCCUCAUAAAAAUACCCCCCCCAAUUCUUCCUCCGGUUCAAGGGCAACAGGUUCCACGAAAGCCGGUCCCUGAGGUCACGCCAAAUAUUCCUAGCGAUCUCUUAGACGACAUCGUCAAACUCCCGGAGCCUCAGCGAGCUAUUUGGUGGAUGCGCUCCAGUUUUGAGGCUAACCCUCAUAGUGAAAUUACCCAAAUCGCCUUAUGGCAGGCGUACCAACAACGAUUUGCUGCCUAUACCAACACUGGCCCAAAGCCGCAGCAAAUGCUCAUCGCGAACGACUUUAUCAAGAACGUCAGCGCCGCGUUCCCAACCGCGAAGCCUCAGAUGAUCAAAGGUGAGAAGAACAACAGGUUUGUUAUCAACGGUAUCGCGCCGCGCGAAGUCCCAAUGGGACUUGAUUACAACAAGUAUUCAAAAUGCUUUUGGACAGAGGACGGGAAAGUAUGUGGUCUUUUCUUUCCGACUGCAGUAGAAACUUUCACACAUAUCGGCGAGAAACAUACCUUCCUAAACAAGGACUCCCAAAUAACGGAGCAACGGUGCUGCUACAAAACCUGCCUCAGAUUUCACGACAAACCAACGACGAAUAAAAGGGAAUUCUUCGCCCACCUUCGUGGCCAUAUGCCUGCCAAGAAGAAAGAUCCUUUCAUUCGUAAUAGUAAGGGCGAGAUCCAAAAGAUCACGACUCCGACUAGGAACCCUCUCGAUGCGCCGCCUCAAUUCCCCGGUAUUACCUGGACUGUCGAGAUGCCUGCAAGAGACCAACCCGAAAACUACGGCGUCUACAUCAUGGCUGCAAAAGUCAUACUCAACAUUAGCAGGGUCCAGCCAUCUGGUGCGGAUGGCUUACUUCUGAUCAGAACCACGCUAGCAGAAAGGUUGGCAGCCACCCGAAAUGGAUAUUUCGCCCAAGUAUUGUGUGAUAUCAUCAGCAAUACCACGCAAACCCUCCAUAAGAUCGUGGAAGACGAUAUUCCCAUGGUCGAUGGUAUGGACGGUUCGGAUGGGUCACCGUACCCAGUUUAG